This is a messenger RNA of Corticium candelabrum, 996 nucleotides long. RefSeq lists its product as uncharacterized. The transcript has 2 exons. The record is from RefSeq and is a predicted model, not a curated record. Lineage: Eukaryota; Metazoa; Porifera; Homoscleromorpha; Homosclerophorida; Plakinidae. The coding region runs from base 1 to 996 and encodes 331 amino acids.
AUGGACGCCGAGCAGCGGUCGCAGGGAACACCCGAAGUCGCCACGUCCAGGAGCCAAACAGGUCUCUUCUUUUUUAGUGAAGCGUUCGCUCCCGUGCCAGUGAAGCUGGUAAAGAAGAUCCAGGCGCUGGAAUUUGUCGAUAUGGCAAAUUUGCUGCCGGACAACAUAAAGAUGCGUCGGCGAGAGGAGGGCUCGUCUCUGGGAGAGGCAGUGAUGGCGGUGGGCAGGCCUGGAAAGUGGCGUUUGAUAGUGGACCUGUCGUCUCCUCAUGUAGUGAGCGUAAACGAUGGCAUCGAUAAGCAGCUGCGCUCAUUGUCAUAUGUCCGCAUUGACGACGACGCGCGGCGCGUUCUUCAGAUCGGAACGGGUACUCUGUCGGCAAAACUGGAUCUACAGAGUGCCUAUAGGGUGAUACCUGUACAUGGCGAAGACAGGCAUCUUUUGGGAAUGAGGUGGAAUGGGCGAAUUUAUUUGGAUACCGCUCUUCCAUUCGAGUUGCGCUCUGCGCCUAAGAUCUUCUCGGCGGUGGCGGAUGCCUUUAAUAUUGUGGGCUAUGUACGGUACGGGCGUGUCUUCAGCGCUCCAUUAUUGAGACGAUUUUCUCUUCUUUGGCGAGCCAGGGUUCGAGUAAUGUUCCAACAACCUGAGUCACGCAUUGGCAACGUGCAGAAGUUUGGGCGUUCGGUAGCGGAGCACAAGAUCGAAGGCCUGGCCUGUUGCAUGACAUUCCUUGGCAUUGAGAUUGACACAAACGAAGGUUGCUUGCGUUUACCCGAUAAUAAGCUGCGGCGCCUCUGUGAGCUGCUGAGGGAAUGGUCGCACAAGCGAGCUUGUACGAAGCGGGAGCUGUUGUCGCUGGUCGGUCUAUUGCACCAUGCCGCCCCCGUCGUUAAAUCUGGUCGGAUGUUUGUUCCGCGGUUGAUUGACUUGUCGGCGAUUCCGAAGGAGUUGCACUUCCACGUUCAGCUGAGCAAGGAGGCUUGCUCGGAUAUUUGA